CCAUGGUUCUACAAUACAACUUCUCUCAGCUUUUUUCACUGAGAAAACUUGCUUGUAAAGUUAUACCUGGUUUUUCAGUUCAAAAGCUAAUGGACUACUUCGGAUGCCAGGCAAACGUGCUGGUGCUCGUUCACACAGGUCGUUUGCUCGUCAACAGGUAGGUGAUAACCUUUUUAAUAAUGGUUCAUGUGGUAACAAUCAUCUUCGGCCCAGCUCUAUUCUCAACCAUUCAAGUGUUGAGAAACUAACUGUCAGGCAUUGGAAUACUCACUCUCUUUGCAAUAAAACAUGGCCUCCCCCAUCUGCGAGGAAUGGAUUACUCACCUCUGUGUUUCUCAGAGAAUUUGAUGAGUUUAUUGACACUGUCCAUUUGCUGCCCGGGAAACUUCUUAUUAUGGGGGAUUUGAAUGUUCACUUUGAUCUUCCUUCUAAACCUGAUGUUGCUCAUGUACUUGCAUCUGUCUCCUCUGCUGAUCUUGUCCAGGUUGUGACCAAACCCAUAUAUGUACAUGGACACAUACUUGAUCCACUUAUUACCAGUGUGGAUACCUGUAUUAUCGAUCAUAGUAUACAUUGUAACCACCAUUCAGACCAUGCUGUUGUCUGUGCUAACAUUGCUCUCGGAAGCCCUAAAUGUGUUCCAAGGACUGUUGAGGAUAGACCUUAUGGUAACAUUGACCAUGGUGAGCUUGGUUCUGAUCUUACCCUUGAGGUGGCUGCUGUAUUAAUCACAGGCAAGUCAUCUAAUGACAUUAUGGCUGAUUUUGAUAAGUCUAACAACUGGUAUUAA
Anneissia japonica is the source of this 790-nucleotide messenger RNA. RefSeq lists its product as uncharacterized. The coding region runs from base 104 to 790 and encodes 228 amino acids. The transcript has 2 exons. The record is from RefSeq and is a predicted model, not a curated record. Lineage: Eukaryota; Metazoa; Echinodermata; Crinoidea; Comatulida; Comatulidae.